This is a messenger RNA of Sycon ciliatum, 3510 nucleotides long. RefSeq names its product vacuolar protein sorting-associated protein 53 homolog. NCBI's taxonomy places the organism in Eukaryota, Metazoa, Porifera, Calcarea, Leucosolenida, Sycettidae. Gene Ontology annotation, cellular component: GARP complex. The record is from RefSeq and is a predicted model, not a curated record. Bases 96 to 2735 code for a protein of 879 amino acids. The transcript is spliced from 25 exons. Gene Ontology annotation, biological process: retrograde transport, endosome to Golgi.
AACCAAAAAUUGUGCUUGGGUUUCGUCUUCCUCAGGUGUUUGCUGCCUGACAAUUAGAGCCAAGACCAUUGUGAUCUUGCUCUAUCCUGAUCAUCAUGGCAGCCAUUGAGGAAUCUGAUGAUGAUAUUUUUGAUGGAGAUGAGAGUGGAACCCUCAUUUUCAGCAAAGAAGUUGAGAAAGCCAUUGCUGAGGUGUUUCCCAGCAGUGAUCCUCUUGAUAGCAAUGAUUUCAAUGCGGUGGAAUAUAUAAAUGCUCUAUUUCCAACCGAGCAGUCCGUCGCCAAUAUCGAUGAUGUUAUGAAACGGAUGCGAUUAAAAAUUCGGAGACUGGAUGAUGACAUUCGAGGCGUUGUCCGCGGCCAGACCAAUGUCGGCCAUGAUGGACGUCAGUCAUUGGAGGAGGCGCAAAAGGCAAUCCAGGAGUUGUUUAUUCGAAUUCAUGACAUCAAGGAGAAGGCUGAAUUGUCCGAAACUCGGGUGAAAGAGAUCACGCGUGACAUCAAGCAGCUUGAUCAUGCCAAGCGCAACCUGACGUCGUCGAUCACCACUCUAAACCACCUGCACUUCCUUGUCGGCGGUGUGCACGAUCUAAGUAAUCUCAUCAGGCGGAGACAGUACAGCGAGGUGGCCAAUCUGAUGCAAGGCGUCGUCAACGUGCUGGAACACUUUGACAAGUAUCGCAGCAUAUCGCAGAUCCGAGAUCUGGCCAACGAUGUUGCCAGAAUGCGAGAUGAGCUGGGCACGCAGAUCAUGGGAGACUUCAAGGAGGCAAUGGAGGCCUACAUUAAAGGCGGCAAGCUGGCUCCUCACCUUGGUGAUGCAUGUAAUGUAGUGCAAGUAUUGGAACCCAAGCUAAAGAAAGAACUUCAGAAAUGGUUUGUAUCACUUCACCUAAGUGACUACAAGCGGCAGUUCAACGAAAGGGAAGAGAUCGCAUGGCUGGACAAAAUAGACCGACGGUACGCGUGGCUGAAGAGGACGCUGAUCAACUUUGAGGAGGACUUCUCCAGAGUGUUCCCCGAGGACUGGGGAAUGCAGGAGCGCGUGGCCAUUGAAUUCUGCGAAUGGACAAGGGGUGAACUGAGUAAAUUAAUGGCGGCGAAAAGUAGCAAUCUCGAAGUGAAGCUUCUUCUCUUCGCCAUCCAAAAGACGACGGGAUUUGAGAAGCUGAUGGCUACUCGUUUCGCUGUCAGCAUUGUACAGCAGGAGCAAGAAGAAGCCGAGGAGGAAGAGCGGCUGCGCAGAGAGGAAGCGCUGCGGAAAGGUCCGUCGUCGUCGCCUUCGACUACUGCUGCUGCCACUACUGCUACGGACGGCAGCGGCCCGCCUGGCCCCGUGACCGUCGGAGCUACAUCUGCACAGUCAGCUGGGCAGGGCAGCGAUCCUAUUCGCGAGCGCUACGAGCGGUAUCUGCGCCAGCAGGAGGAGGAGCAGCAGAGGAACGCCACAGAUGAUGCCGAGGCACAGGAAGAGCCUGCGCAGCCCAAGAAGAAGCCGUCGAUAUUCCUCGGCUUGGUGUCGCGUUGCUUCGAGCCUCACCUCAACGUUUAUAUUGAGUCACAGGACAGAAACCUGGCCGAGCUCAUGGACCGGCUGGCCGACGACUACCGGACAUCAGGCUGUCCCACGGUCAGUAUCGACGAGACCGGUGCACCGUCGGGCUCCACCAGUACCGUACUGCCGAGCUGUUCCGACCUGUUCAUUUUCUACAAGAAGUGCCUGGUUCAGUGUGCCCAGCUGAGCACCGGUGAAGCUCUUGUUCAUCUCUCCGAGGUCUUCAAGCGGUACCUGAAGGAGUACGGAAAUCGACUCCUCCUCUCCAACAUGCCAAAAACAUCUACGGGAGGCGGGGGUCUGACAUCGUUACUGAAGGACUCCGAGGGUGUCAAGCUGUCCAUGGAAGAGGUGGCACAGACCUGUUGCUUCCUAAGCACGGCCGAGUAUUGUCUAGACACAACCCAAUCGCUUGAAGAGAAGCUAAAGGAGAAAAUCGAAGUUCCACUCCAGCCCAAGAUCAACCUUGGUGAAGAGCAGGACUUGUUUCACAACAUUAUCGCUACUUGCAUUCAACUGCUCGUACAGUGUGUGGAAUCUGCCUGUGAGCCGGCUCUUCUGGCCAUGGUCAAGGUGCACUGGCAAAACAUCGAAGCUGUCGGUGACCAGAGUGCGUACAUCACGGCAAUACAGGGCCACAUCAAGCAGAUCAUCCCGAUCAUUCGUGAGAACCUCGCCUCCAGCAGAAAGUACUUCAACAACUUCUGUCUGAAGCUUGCCAACUCUCUAAUCCCGCGAUUCAUCAAUACAAUUUACAAGUGCAAGCCGGUUGGUACGGUCGGUGCCGAGCAGCUGUUACUGGACACGCAUUCGUUCAAGACAACUCUCCUGAAUCUUCCGACAGUGAAUGCUGCGGUUGCACGAAAAGCACCACCGAGCUACAUCAAGAUUGUCACGAAGGGAAUGGCAAAGGCUGAGUUGAUUUUGAAGGUUGUGAUGUCACCACACGAUCUUGUGGAGGAAUUUGUUAAGAGCUAUGUGAAGCUGCUGGACGACCCCGACGUGGCCAACUUCCAGAAAGUACUCGAGAUGAAGGGUCUAAAGCGUGGUGAGGUGCACACACUUCUCGAUGUUUUCAAGCAGCAGAGGCUAACAUCAGACGGCGCAACUGCAGCUCCCGGUCAGGAGGAGUCCGGCAGUCGGAUACGCAAACUUGAGCGACUCAUCAAGAAGAAUUUCUAGGACGUUUUGUUUGCCCGCUUGAUGCUCUCGCCGCCUUUGCGCUGUGGGAUGUUAGCCACGUCCUGCUGCCCUCACACAUGCACACUGCAGCGUGGUUGGAUAAUCACAGAUAUUUCACUUGAUGUCUGGGCCGUCGUCGAUGUCAUACUUGAGAUUGCUGGUGUCCAAUCGACUGAGGUAUGGACGGCUCUUUUCUAGAUUGUACAAUAGAAUUUCCGAUUCUUCUACCGUUUCCUGCUCCGAUCCUGCACCCCCCACCUGUGCACCCGUACGCCACGUCUGCUUCGGGCUGUAAAAAAAAGUUAUUUUCAUUACACACACUUGUGCGUACCCUUCUGGUUCUGUUUUUCCUCGUUGGUCACGGCUUUCAAGCGGCAUUCCUCGCAUCCUGGUGACUAGGAAGCAUGAACAAAGUAGCCUGCUUCCCGACAUGACUGACAUGUAAACAACCUGUACAUAGUUAUUGUAUGCGUAUGUUACUUUCCGUUUUCGUAUUGUGCCGAUUUGCCCGCCUGUCAAUUUAGCUGCUUAUCUGUAUAAUUAUGUACAUGUAGUUUCGUUUUUUACCAGUAUAUUUUGCUUAUGUGGUGAUUUUGUUGCUAGGAAAUUAUUGACUUUGCAAACUUUAUAGUGUCAACACGCCUUGUGGUGACUUUAUGAAUGCUUAUUUUUAGUGAGACUACGGUGAUUGAACUGCUGAAGCUGUGCUUGGCUGUGUCGUUCGCCCGUGAUGGUGACAUACCAAGUGCUGCGGCAAUGGAUAGUACCCGGGCUA